Molecule: messenger RNA, 1479 nt
Organism: Trichechus manatus latirostris (Florida manatee)
Lineage: Eukaryota; Metazoa; Chordata; Mammalia; Sirenia; Trichechidae
Gene: SLC35E4
Product: solute carrier family 35 member E4
Exons: 2
Coding region: 126-1178 (350 amino acids)
Cellular component (GO): Golgi apparatus
Molecular function (GO): antiporter activity
Source: RefSeq, a predicted model, not a curated record
ACCUGUGAGAGACGGGCCACGGGGCCCGAGGAACUGGGACCCGGCCUGGCCUGCAGAGGGGCUCUCUGGGAGCCCAGAGCGCCUCCCUGGGGAGGCCGCCUCCCACCCCAGCCCCACUGGUGUGGAUGUGCCGCUGCCCCCUGGAGUACCAUGACGGCAGGAUGACCUCGGCUGAGGCAGCGGCAGGGGUUGGUAGUGCCUGGGCUGCUGGGCCCCCCGAGUGGCCCCCCAGCAGUCCCCAGGCCCUCAGGCGGCCCAGUGGGGCACGGGUGGCCAUGGCAGCACUUGUGUGGUUACUGGCGGGAGCCAGCAUGUCAAGCCUCAACAAGUGGAUCUUCACGGUGCAUGGCUUCGGGCGGCCCCUGCUGCUGUCAGCACUGCACAUGCUGGUGGCAGCGCUGGCAUGCCACUGGAGGGCACGGCGCCCCUUGCCAGGCCGCACCCGAUGCCGAGUGUUGCUACUCAGCCUCACCUUUGGUGCCUCCAUGGCCUGUGGCAAUGUGGGCCUGAGCGCCGUGCCCCUGGACCUGGCACAGCUGGCCACCACCACUACUCCGCUGUUCACACUGGCUCUGUCAGCGCUGUUGCUGGGCCGUCGCCACCACCCGCUGCAGUUUGCAGCCAUGGGCCCGCUCUGCUUGGGGGCCGCCUGCAGCCUGGCUGGAGAGCUCCGGGCACCCCCAGCCGGUUGUGGCUUCCUGCUGGCAGCCACCUGCCUCCGAGGCCUCAAGUCCGUUCAGCAGAGUGCCCUACUGCAGGAAGAGAGGCUGGACGCGGUGACCCUGUUGUACGCCACCUCGCUGCCCAGCUUCUGCCUGCUGGCGGGUGCAGCCCUGGUACUGGAGGCUGGCGUGGCCCCGUCACCCACUCCCACCGACUCCCGCCUCUGGGUCUGCAUCCUGCUCAGCUGCUUCCUGUCUGUGCUCUACAACCUGGCCAGCUUCUCCCUGCUGGCCCUCACCUCCGCCCUCACCGUCCACGUCCUGGGCAACCUCACCGUCGUGGGCAACCUUGUCCUGUCCCGGCUCCUGUUUGACAGCCACCUCAGCACGCCCAGCUAUGUGGGCAUUGCACUCACCCUUUCUGGAAUGUUCCUUUACCACCACUGUGAGUUCAUCGCCUCCUGGGCUACCCGCCGGGGGCUGUGGCAGGGGGACCAGCCUGGCAAGGGUCUUUGAGACCCGAGGGAGCUCCUGGGCCACCUGUGAUAGCGCUGGCCUAAUCCGACCUCGGCCAGUAGCUGUGGGAGAAGUGGAGAGCAGGCAGCUACAAUCACUGGGGCAGCAGGAGGAGAGGCACCUUCUGGAAGGGCAGCCUUGGCGGCUGGAACGGGGACUCCCAGAGAGGUCCGCUCCUGCCCUGCCUCCUGUGCCCUGUCACAGACCCACUCACCACUGGAUGGUGUAUCCACACCUGGCAAGGUUAUUGUGCUUGUCAGAGAAAUUAUUAUGAUGAGUAUCAACUACUGUGCUGAACACU